CAGCACUAAGACCAAGUUAAACCUUUAUCUUUGCUCAUACUUCUCUAUCCCAUUCAGUGUCUUCUUGUUGUCUACUUACACUCAUCACCUUCCACCAACAUCAACAACAAAGUGACAAGCUUCAACCUCUCAAACCUCCAACGAAAUGGCCGACCCCAGCACCACCCCUCCCCUUACCCGUGCCUCCGUCCUCGCCGCUCACUCCCUCAUAAAGCCCUACAUUCACGAGACGCCCGUGCUUACGAAUACCACUUUCGACCAACUCGCUUCCACCCCUCGUACUCCCGAAGAGCUGCAAGGAACGGAAUGGGAGGCUACCGAAAGACCGGCGAACCCAAAGAUUCGGUUCUGGUUCAAGUGCGAGAAUUUCCAGCGGAUUGGCGCGUUCAAGGCUAGAGGAGCGUUUCAUGCUGUGGAGAGGUUGAAGCAAACUGAGGGGUUAGAGGGGUUGAAGAAGGGCGGAGUAGUGACGCAUAGUUCUGGUAACCACGCCCAAGCCCUUUCCCUCGCUGCCCGCGAGAACGGCAUCCCGGCGCACAUCGUUAUGCCUACCAUCUCGCCUCCGCCCAAGAUCGCUGCCACCAAGGGUUACGGCGCCAACAUAACCUUUAGCGGAAGCACGAGUACCGAGCGUGAAGCAGUUACAAGGGAGGUGAUUGAGAAGACGGGUGCGAGGCUGGUGCCGCCUUAUGAUCACCCAGACAUCAUCCUCGGCCAAGGCACCGCCGCCCUAGAGCUCCAACGCCAAGUCGCCGCCUCUCUCUCCACCUCCGGCACCACCACCACCACCAACCGUCGUCGUCUUAACGCGAUAAUAACCCCCUGCGGCGGCGGUGGUCUCCUCUCCGGCACCGCUCUCGCCUGUUCCGACCUCUCCCCUUCCGAUCCCUCCACACCCGGUCCAAUCCUGGUCUUCGGCGCCGAACCCUCCUUCUCGGGCGCGGACGACGGUCGUCGGGGUUACUACUCGGGCACUCGCAUCGAGAGCGUCAAAUCCUUGACGAUUGCCGAUGGGCUGCGGACUCCUCUGGGGGCGUAUCCGUGGAGUAUCAUCUAUGAGCGGAAGCUGGUGGCGGGCAUGUACAGUGUGGGCGAGGAAGAGAUCAAGAAGGCGCUGAGGCUGGUUUAUGAGAGGAUGAAGGUUGUUGUUGAGCCGAGCGCGGUAGUGGGGUUGGCGGUAGCGUUAUUUAAUGAGGAGUUUAGGAGUAUGGUGGAGAGGGAAGGGGGGGAGGAAGGGUGGGAUUUGGGGGUGGUGUUUAGCGGAGGGAAUGUUGAGCUGGCGGCGUUGGGGAGGUUGUUUGGUGAGGAAUAGACCGGUCAAGGAGAGGAGCUUAUAUAAAGAGGAACUAGGAGUUGAAGUCAAUGUCAGCUCGUCUGCUGUCCAAGAAUCAGACCACUAAUGCAUAAACCAAGCCAUUGAACAGAGAAAGAAAAAGAAAAGUUCAUUGACCGACAUGCCACCGGGCAGAGGCCCCCCAUAAAGAUAAUUAUAUACAAUCCGAACAAAC
Messenger RNA from Neurospora crassa OR74A, 1508 nucleotides. Its product is annotated as threonine dehydratase catabolic. The transcript is spliced from 3 exons. Bases 146 to 1312 code for a protein of 388 amino acids. Gene Ontology annotation, molecular function: serine racemase activity; L-serine ammonia-lyase activity; magnesium ion binding. Lineage: Eukaryota; Fungi; Ascomycota; Sordariomycetes; Sordariales; Sordariaceae. Gene Ontology annotation, biological process: D-serine biosynthetic process; L-serine metabolic process; pyruvate biosynthetic process. The record is from RefSeq and is a predicted model, not a curated record.